CACAAACUUUUACCACCUGAGAAAAAAAUAUAUAUUUACAAAUCAGUGAUGAUGGGGUUUUCUGCGAUGCUAGCGCAACUGAUCACUAUUGCAAUAUUGGUGUUGUUCCCAACAUCAUCAUCCGCUGCUAUUCCAACGACAACAGUUAUCGCCAAACCCGACUGCGAUGAUCAUUGUGGGAAUGUCAAAAUCCCGUAUCCAUUCGGCAUGACAAAAGAUUGCUAUCUAAACAAAUUCUUUUUCAUCAAUUGUGACGUUUCUUUCAACCCUCCAAAAGCCUUUUUAGGGAGUAGUAAUGUAAAUGUUACAGACAUAUUUCUGGAUAAAGGUCAGAUACAAAUCUUGAAGUAUGUAAGCUAUGACUGUUAUGAUCGGCAGGGGAACAACACGGAUUAUCAGUUAUACUCCCUCAGCUUAUCCAAAUUCACUGUCUCAGAUACCGAAAAUAAGUUCACAGCAGUUGGUUGUGACACUUACGCCAUUGUUCAGGGCUUCAAAGGUGAUGGCCAGCGGUACACCGCCGGCUGCAUGUCCAUAUGUGACCAGAAAGAGGCUGUCAUCGUAGAUUCCUGCUCCGGCGCCGGCUGUUGUCAACUUUCGAUCCCUGAAGGGCUGCAGAACUGGACGGUGAAGUUAGAUAGCUAUUACAAUCAUACAAACGUAUCGGACUUCAAUCUAUGCAGCUAUGCCUUUGUCGCCAAAGAAAGUGAAUUCACCUUCACCAAAGACUCUUUUCAAGACCUAGCUCACCGAGAAAAGCUUCCUCUGGUGCUUGAUUGGUCAAUUGGAAAUCAAACCUGUGAAGUGGCUCAAAUGGACAUGGAUAAUUAUGCAUGUAAAGCCGUUAAUAGCAUCUGUACUACUCUACCUCGCGUCAAGGGUUCUGGGUAUAUCUGUAACUGCCCCAAUGGGUACCAAGGUAACCCAUACCUCCUCGAUGGUUGCCAAGGUAUGAUCAUACUCGAUGUUUGACAGAAACAAUGAUUCCCAUCUCUCGAGAUUAUGAUAAAAUAUAGUUAUUUGAGAUCAACCCGACCUUUUUCAGGUGGUAACUUGAAGGUCUCUUUAAUCUCUCAAGUGUGUACGAGUGUUUUUGCGUUUGAAUUUGAUUAUUUUUAAUUUUUAAUGCAACUAUAUAUAUUUAUAUAUAAAUAAUCUUAUUUUAUAUAUCGAUAGAUAUGAAAGAGAUAAUUAUUCUUAAGCAUGUUACUGU
Messenger RNA from Ilex paraguariensis (yerba mate), 1213 nucleotides. Lineage: Eukaryota; Viridiplantae; Streptophyta; Magnoliopsida; Aquifoliales; Aquifoliaceae. The record is from the annotation of a GenBank genome assembly.